Nematocida homosporus is the source of this 945-nucleotide messenger RNA. RefSeq lists its product as uncharacterized. Bases 1 to 945 code for a protein of 314 amino acids. The record is from RefSeq and is a predicted model, not a curated record. The transcript has a single exon. Lineage: Eukaryota; Fungi; Microsporidia.
AUGUUCAAGUUCUUAAAAGCAAUACGUGUUAGGAGAUCUUAUCUUGGGUUAGUAUUGGUUAGUGUUUCGUUAUUUGGAAUGUAUUGGUUGGAGUGGCAGGACAUGAAGGUGGCCUGUAGUGAUGCAGAGCAUCCAGAGCAUAUAAAGCAGCCGAGCUCUUCUCUCGCUAACCCAAUACCAGCCCAGACGAGAAGAAUCAUGAAAGUAGACCCAGUAGAUUCCGCAAUGCAAGUAGAAGAGAAAAAGGCGCCCACCCCGCCCACUUCAUUCAUCAUACUACCGCCUGAGCCCACCACACCAACCCAAACACCACCUAAUCCAAAAACGCCCGUACAAGCACUGCCUGUAUUCAGAACAUUACCAUCGGAAGCCAAACCAAUAAUCACGCAACUACAGCAUCUACAGCUGAUUAAAGACCCGCUCGACCACACCUGGAUAUCCCUCCAAACCCGCAAUACAACCGGCUGGAUUCUUGUACUUAGUCCGGAGCAAAUGGCUCUAAAUAAUGAACCGGCCCAUCUACCACCCCAAAACAUUACUAUUCCUGAGUCGUGGAAAGAAAACGAGUACAACAACUGCUUCGAGGACUUGGCUCCCCUGCGGAAGAUCACAAGCCAGGCGCCCGUAGUUGUUCGAGGCCUACGGUUAGAGUAUGGCCAGGCAUCUUUUAAGUUGCUUCUUCUGUUGCUGCGCAUUCUAAGCAUGUUUCGAGUAGAAAUACAUCUGUACGGCCACCUCCAGCUAGACGAAAGCCUUCAGACCGAGCAGAUACUGGUCAGCCUGGCGUACUUACUCAACGGCCUCCCAGAAAACAUAAGCGCCCGAAAGACUCUUUUGCAAAUGCAUACGACAAAUACCAUCGAGUACUGGAGAGAGAUUCUCAAAUUAGUCAUCCAGACGUACAAAGAUUUAGAAUUAAGAAAGUAUCCUGUUAAGUUUAAAUAG